AUGUUUCCUCCUACAUUUUGUCCCACUCCUACCCGCAAAUCGGUCGCCCGUCACAAAAACGACCUCACAGCCGCGGCUGAAAGAGAUGUGUGUGCUUCCUGCGGCACAAUCGUCCAAAAUUCUGGCCUCUAUGAAGUUGAGAAGAAUGAUCCUGUUCUGCAGCCACUAGAAAAUGAUCUCGAUAUUUGUGGCCUGCAUGUGAGCCACUGCAACCUUUGCUCGUCCUGCUACAAUGCCCUUAUCCGAAACACGAUAUCCAAAUAUUCUGCGAAGAACCAAGUUAGUGUGACCCUGUGCCACCGCUAUCUAUAUGCACUUGAGGAUCUAACCCCAGUUGAGGAGUGCCUUAUUGCAAGAUCCCAUCCUCUCGGUGUCAUUCUGAAGCCGAGGCCAGGUGGCCGCUCAUCCUCUGUUAAUUAUCAUACACUUCGAGGUCACUUUAUUGUUAUUCCCCAAGGCCCCGGCCCACUGCUAGAUAUCCUACCAAGUCCACAACUGAGACUGUAUGACCUGAUCAAGGUCUUCCGGAUAGGAAAACAACGCCCCUUGGACACGGACCUGAAGCCAUUCUUAUCUGUGCGGAAGGCCAAGCAAAUAGAUGAUUGGAGCGAUGACUUCAUCCCUAGGGAGCUCCGAGAUAGCAUUGUUUGUCUGGAUGAGUCCGAUCACCAGGGCGCGAAGGGAGGCUACUUUAACGAAGAUAGUGGCUCCUUGAUAACUGGCUCGGUAUCAACCGAUAUCAAUUGCGAGCGCCAGGGCCCCGAUAUGCGCACAUUGGAUACCUUAUUCAAUGCAACAUCCAGCCGCUCACCUCCACAAGGUGAUCAGAGAGGCAGAAUCAGUGUUGAACUCACAGAUCGGUUUGACCGCCAAAGAUCCCCUCAUUAA
Aspergillus alliaceus is the source of this 888-nucleotide messenger RNA. RefSeq lists its product as uncharacterized. The transcript is spliced from 3 exons. Lineage: Eukaryota; Fungi; Ascomycota; Eurotiomycetes; Eurotiales; Aspergillaceae. The record is from RefSeq and is a predicted model, not a curated record. Bases 1 to 888 code for a protein of 295 amino acids.